Messenger RNA from Vanessa atalanta (red admiral), 1337 nucleotides. It is a transcript of the gene Lsd-2, whose product is annotated as lipid storage droplets surface-binding protein 2. The coding region runs from base 176 to 1090 and encodes 304 amino acids. The transcript is spliced from 6 exons. Gene Ontology annotation, biological process: lipid storage; positive regulation of triglyceride storage. NCBI's taxonomy places the organism in Eukaryota, Metazoa, Arthropoda, Insecta, Lepidoptera, Nymphalidae. The record is from RefSeq and is a predicted model, not a curated record. Gene Ontology annotation, cellular component: lipid droplet; cytosol.
CAAUCAUUAAAUCAUAUCAUUCAGCAUUUAUAUCUUGUGAGUUGCAUAGUUUUUACAAUAAUUUCAAUAUACUGUUUUUAAAAUUAAAUAUAAUAAUUAGCAAAAAAAUUAUAAACUUAAUAAUAAUAGGUUUAACUGGUUUCACUUAUUUGUGGCAGUUAAUAAUAUUUUGAAGAUGGCUACAGAAGUUGGUUCAGCUCCCGGAAUGUCACAACUCCAAUCUGUGCAGAAGGCAAUGGCCUUACCCACAGUUGAAGCUGCUGUUGGUCAAGUUGGUGCACUCUAUACUAAAGUUAAAGGUGCACACUCUCUAUUGGAAUGGGCGCUAUCUACAGCAGAAGCAAGCGUAACAUUUGCAGCAGCCACUGCUGCACCUUUCGUGGCUGCACCCAUUGCUGCUGGAGAUGCUAGAGUUGCCGCUGCCAUUGAUGAGUUAGAGCGCAGAAUGCCAUUAGUUGCUGAACAACCUAAGGUUAUUGUUGAGACUACGAAACAAGCAGUUUUCUCAAGGCUGACGCCACAGUUGACUAAGGUGUACGGCGCCCGCGAUGUUGCGGAACAGCGAGUGAAGUCCCUCAAGGAGCUGACAUGGACCAAAGCCAACGCGCUGCUGUCCACGGCGUACGGCCAGAAGGCCAUGCACAGCGUCGACACUGGAGCUACAUACGCUAUGCAAAUCCUCAAUCACUACCUGCCGCCUUCACAGGAAGAAACUAACGGUGUUGGCGCAGAGAUCGUGGCUGCGGAGAGCGACCCCGCGCUGCACACGGUGCAGACGGUCGGCCGCCUCAGCGCCGUGGCGGCGCGCCGCGUGUGGGCCAACCUCGCCGCGCGCGUCAACGCGCUGCGCGACAGCGGAAUCGAAUUAGAUGUCCGUCGAUAUGUGACUGCACUGCUGGCAGCCUUGCACCUCGCGAAAGUAACGAGUGAGCAGCAGCAGAACGAUGAAGCCAAAAAUCCUAAACAGCAGACCGAGGCGGAGCCCGCCAAGAGCGGUCACCACUCCGAGGCCCACCACUCCGCUCCUACCACCACUGAAAAAGUUAAAUCUACUCCCGAAGCGAAAUCCAAUACUAGUGAAAACCAGUAAUAAUUUAUUUAAUCAUAUAUGUAUAAUCUAUAUUAUCGUAAUCGUAAGUCGCGCCACAAUGAUGAUAUGCAAUAUUUUAUCAACAUUGUUUUGGCCGUAAUAAUAUUAUUUUUAAUGUAUUCUAUGAAAUGUGAGCUAUAUCGUGUUUAAUCAAGACUGAAGGUCUUUUUGAUGUGUUUUUAUAAAGCUUUUAAUAGCGAGAUAUUUUUAUUAAUGAACUUUUGGAAAAUAAAAUUUUAUUAUAAAA